CCCAUGCUGCCGCACUUUCUUCAACAUUUUCUCCUUCUCUCGUUCCUUCCUUCUCCAAUCCCCUGCCGCCGCCCACCGGUACAGCCGAUGCGAGUGUCCCGUCACCGCUAGAGCCACCGCCCUUGUCGCCAUGCCUCUCAAGCUCUUGUGCGUGCGUGGGGUGUCGUGGGCUUAGAUGGGCCACUCGACUAACUAGUGGGCCCUGCCCAUCCAAAGCAGCAGCGAAUGAGGUGACCUGUUGAGGCUUAUCCGAUUCAAUCAAGAUGCUGCAGCUAUCCAUCCACUGAGAGCGGCCGAGUUGAGCUCCCCGCUCAGCUCCAAUGGCCACUACUGCCGCGGCCGCAGCCGCAGCCAGUGCCUUCUCCCACGGCCACGGGCGGAGCCGGAGGUGUCCCCCACGCUCGCGCUCGCGGGCCACCGUCGCACGCUGUGGUCUCCUACUACCUGUUCCCAGGAGGAAUGUGCUGUCGACAAUGCUCUCCACUUCGACGAUCCUGCUCUUGGGUCCGAGACAGAUCACCUUAGCAGAGACAUCCGGUGGCGCAUUCAGGGAGUACAUCGACAUAUUUGAUGGCUACACUUUCCUGUACCCGAAGAGCUGGAUCCAGGUCCGGGGAGCUGGCGCGGACAUAUUCUUCAGAGACCCCUUCGUCCUCGACGAGAACAUGUCGGUCGAGAUAUCGUCGCCGUCGUCGUCCAAGUACAUGAGCGUCGAGGAUCUUGGCCCUCCGGAGAAGGCUGCAGAGAAGGUUCUGAAGCAGUACCUGACGGAGUUCAUGUCCACCAGGCUGGGCGUUCGGCGCGAGUCCAACGUCCUGUCGGCGGUGUCCAAGGUCGCUGACGAUGGCAAGCUCUACUACGAAGUUGAGGUGAACAUAAAAUCCUAUGCGAGCAACAACGAGCUGGCCGUGAUGCCGCAGGACAGGGUGCAGAGCCUGGAGUGGGACCGCCGGUACUUGUCGGUGCUCGGCGUCGAGAACAAGCGGCUCUACGAGCUCCGGCUGCAGACGCCGGAGCAGGUGUUCAUGCAGGAAGAGGAAGACAUCAGAAGAGUCAUGGACUCCUUCAGGGUCAUCAAGACGGCGUAGCUAAAUAUUGCAAUGGUUUGUCUAUUGUAGAGUGCACAUGUUUUUUGUAUAGCUGAUGCAAUACCUCUGUCCAUAACCUUUUGUAUCGGCAGAGAUGUUCAUAUUCAAUGUACCUUGUUUCCAAAUGUUGCAAAGUCUAAUCAGUUUCCAUUCAUGUCUAGUGGGAAAAGCCAGUUCCAAAUGAAAUGUAUGUGCUGAAUUCAUAUCAAGGUAUCACAAAUAAAAUAUAGAACCAAUCAGUUGCAUAUGAAA
Molecule: messenger RNA, 1340 nt
Organism: Sorghum bicolor (sorghum)
Lineage: Eukaryota; Viridiplantae; Streptophyta; Magnoliopsida; Poales; Poaceae
Product: psbP domain-containing protein 1, chloroplastic
Exons: 4
Coding region: 321-1088 (255 amino acids)
Biological process (GO): photosynthesis
Cellular component (GO): photosystem II oxygen evolving complex; extrinsic component of membrane; photosystem II
Molecular function (GO): calcium ion binding
Source: RefSeq, a predicted model, not a curated record